Messenger RNA from Geodia barretti, 5791 nucleotides. NCBI's taxonomy places the organism in Eukaryota, Metazoa, Porifera, Demospongiae, Tetractinellida, Geodiidae. The record is from the annotation of a GenBank genome assembly.
AAACGUUUGCACGGUAGUGCGCAUCAAUUAGAAUUUUCAGGCGCGCACUCGUCCGCGUUGGCUGUGCAGGCUUUUCGAGAUGGCAGAGCAGGUUGAAGAGGAAGUGAUCGAGAUAGACAUGGUGCAGUUGAAGAAGAUGAAGGUGCCAGAACUUCGGAAACAGGCGGCCGAGUUGGGGCUCGAGACCAAGGGAACAAAAGCCGAAAUCCUGUCAAGAAUUGAGAAGUACCUAAAGGAGCAAGAUGAAGAGUUGUUAGAGGAGGAAGAAGAGGAGGAGAGGGAAGAGGGGGAAGAAGAAGAAGAACAAGAAGAAGGGGCUAAAGAUGAGAAAGAAACCGGUGAUAAAGAGGUGGCUCCGCCUCCAAAGAAUGCCACACCCCCUCCAUCAGGUGCCGAGCCAGCUGCAGAGGUCCCUGCACAACCAGCAACAACUGCAGUUGAACCCACAGACGGAGGAGGUGAAACAAAGGAGUUGACUGCCUCAGAGAGAAUGGCGAAAAGAGCCGAGAGGUUUGGUGCUAAUUCCAGCGAGGAGGCCAAAAAGUUAGCCAGAGCUCAGAGGUUUGGUACCAGUCUUGAGAAUGGGUCACGAGCUCCGCCAACUGUGAGAAACAACUACUGACUACAGUACAUCCACACAGCUACAUCAUAGUGUAUCCCCCUGUGUCUUCAGGCAGAGGAGAUGGCGAAGAUACAGAAGAGAGCAGAGAGGUUCGGGGUCAAAGUUGCUCCCUCUCUCACGCAGGUCGAAGAGAGUGAGAAGAAGCAGAAGAGGAAGGAGAGGUUUGGCCUGGCCGUCACUGAUCUGGGUGCAGAGGAACGAAAGAAAGCAAGGUUGGAAAGAUUUGGACAAAGUAUCUGAGAACAUAUCUACAUCAAUCAUACACGUUUGAUUUUUCGUGCAUGAAACUUGUUGGUGUCGUACUGCGCAUGCGCAAAUAUGAGUCAGCAGACCCGAACAAGACUGAACAAGGAAGCGACAUGAGUGCUGCUGACAAGCAACCGCUGAUUGGAGGAGAACCCUCGGCUCCCCCGCCGUACGCUCCUCCGAAAAACCCUCACGGUUACCCGCCUCCCGUUGCAGGAGGAGCUGCCUACCCGCCACCUCAGGCUCCUCCGCCUGCCUACGGUCACCCCCAGACACCAGCUGGCUAUGGAGCUACUCCUCACAUUACCGUGGUACAAGCUGCUCCCAUUGUGACCAGGCGGACUGUGAUUGAGCCAAAACCUCCGAACCACAUUCUCCUCUCUCUGAUUGUGUUUCUGAUGUUCUGCUGGGUUUUUGGGCUCAUUGCCCUCAUCAUGGGGAUGCAAGUUGACUCUGCCUGGGCUGCUGGAGAUGGGAACAGAGCUAGAAGACUUUCAGCGUCGGCUCGAGGGUGGAAUCUGGCCGGCAUGAUAUUUGGGAGUGUGCUAUACGUCACAAUCGUAGUGUCGUCUGUGACGUCCAGUGCUGCUGGCACCUAGUAGCUGCACCCUCUCUGAGUUUUUCAAACAGACUCAUGUGUUUCGCCACAUUAAGAAAAAUCUGUUUUGUUUGUGUGAAUUAUUCUUGAUCCUGUAACAUGCUAAUGAUAAUGUGUGCAGUUGAGUGUAAGUAUUUGGUGUAGGAGCCUUUAGGCCUGAUUGCGACAGAGUGUACAAGUAAAACUAAUGACAUGGACACUAAAGCACUAUCAUUGUUGGGGUGUUUGUAGCAGCUUUUCCAGAGCAUUGAGAGCGUCUUCUAUUUGCUGUUGACUUUCGACGAGGUCGUCAGAUCCGUCUGCUUGUUCACAGACCUCCCACAGCUCCCUCGUCUCACCGCCUUCACCAUCACCGCUCACCUCCUCUCCCCUCACUCUCCCCAAUCUCUCAAUCUUAACCUUCAACUGGCUCAACUCCUGACUGAGACACUCCCCUCGCUCCUGCUGCAGAAACAUUUCCAAGGCACUGUACACACAACCAUUUCCACAGACAAACACAAAUGUUGCACACCUGAGUCUCCCACUGAGUCUGGCCCACCUGAGACUAAUCUGGACACCCUCCCUGAACCCUCUCCUGAACCCUUUCUCUGUCACUUCCUGCUUACCUUCCUCCACUCCUUCCCUAAAACCUGCCUACUGGACAAAGGGAAGAAAAUUCAACCAAAUUUUAUUAAAUAUGAGAACGGAAGCUGACAUUCACGUGGGUUCUCGCAAGUUUCUGGUAGUCUUGAGCUGCAACUAGAAGGUCUGGGUCAUUACCCAUUGCUCCAUUGUCGUCCAUACUUUACACGAUCCAAUUAUGCGUAAACGUGACCACAAACCCGGAAAUAUUGAACACGAAAGGGACACAUUUCCCCAGCCGAACAAACAGCAGCGCGCCACAAUGGCCGGCUGAACUCCUCACAUCAUGGCGCACAAACCCACCGCCGGUAAAGACGGCCGCAGGGGUGGACUGGCCAGCGUGUGCUCGUACGGCUCGGCCAGUCCUGAGUCCCAGGGACCCAGAGACGCUCUGGAGAGUGUUAGCAACGAGUCUCUUGCCAGCUAUUCGCCUCCAGCGCUCUCGCCCGUGUCCGUGGAACCGUACCCGUCGACUACGAAGCCAACUUCCGAGGCCAAGGGCGGGAGGAAAGAGGGAGAGGGGAGGAAAGGGGGAGAGGGGAGGAAAGGGGGAGAGGGGAAGAAGCAGGGGAAGAGACGAAAGAGCCGGGACAAGGAGCACAGGAGACGGAGGCGGAGCAAGAGUCCUGGUGAAGGUAGCGCUCACAGGAAGAAGAAGAGAAGGCACGAGCCUGGGAGCCCGCGGAGGGCCAAGAAAUCCAGCUCCAAGAAGCAGAAGAAGCGACACCACCGCAGCUCCGUGUCCAGUCGAGAGAGCAAGGUCGUUCCCAGGAGCUACAGGAGCCCUUCUCCAGAUAAAGCCCACCGUCGGUCACCAAGCUCAGAACGACGGCGGUGGUCGCAGAACUAUGAUGAAAUAUCGUCCCCAGGUUCCCCCUAUCCCCCAUCUCACACUCGGCGCAGUCCUCACAACAGUCACUAUCAUCGCAGGUACCUCCACCGCUCACCACCUCAGAGUCGCCAUGGUUACUCCCCACACCGUCACCGCUCUCCCCACUCAGCGUAUUACUCUGGACGAUCUCCAUCUUCACCGGGGUUUCCUCGUUAUAACUCCAUCUCGCCCCCCCACAAGCGAUAUCGUGGAUCUCCAUCACCUCCACCGCGACGAAGACCCAGCCCCCCUCGCAGGAAAAGAGGGCGUGGCUACUCUCCUCCCUCAUCUCAUGGUAGGUUCAGCCGAAUGAAGUCAAACUCACCAGACGAGAGAGAAAGAUGGCAUGGUCGUUCCCCACAUCACGAAGCGUGCCCAGCUGGCUCUGAGGCCAAGAAGGAAGAGGAGAGAGAGAAUGCGAGACUGCGUUCUAAGACUGGCUCCAUAUCGUGGGAGAGAUCUGGGGAUGAAGGAGGAGAAGGAAAGAAAGUGGCAAAAGAAGCAACUGACUCUGCAAAACCUACCUCUCCCCCACCUCCACCCCCUCGUCCUCCGCCUGCUCCUGAGAACAAGGCUGUUAUAUCUGAACCUCAAGCAGUUGGAGUGAAAUCUGCAGCAGAAGAUGAAAAGAUGAAAGCAUUGCUCCCUGUGAAUGAGCCUGAACCAGCUGAAAAUCUGCCUCCUCCUCUGCCGUCAGAUGCCCCGCCCCCACCCCCGCCUCCAGAGGAAGACGAGAAGCCUCCGUUGCCACCCAUUCCCUCUCUCCCUGCCUUCGUCCCGCCCCCCACACCCACUCCGCCCGAUAACAAAAUCUCCGACACUUGUGCCACUCCUCUGGACCAAUCAAACCUGUCAACCUCGUCGCCGCUGAAACUUUCUUCAUCUCCAAUCAGUGUAGGGUCAUCCCCAGUUGUGUCUCGUCCGCUGUCCACCCAGACAACGGCUGUUGCUACUCCAGAGCUACCUCCGGAGCCUUUGCAGCCUCGUGAACACAAACCUCGCUGCAUCGAUGCCUUUGAAAUCAUCGACCAGAUUGGGGAGGGAACAUACGGCAAGGUGUACAAGGCUCGGGACACGGCGAACGGUGACCUGGUGGCGCUCAAGAUGGUGAGAACUGAUAACGAGAAAGAAAAGGAGGGGUUUCCCAUCACGGCGGUUCGGGAGGUCAAGAUCCUGCGGCAGUUGGCACACUCUAAUAUCGUCAACCUGAGGGAGAUUGUCACUGACAAGGUGAAUGCUGCUGACUUCAGAAAGAGUAAAGGGUCGUUCUAUCUGGUGUUUGAGUACUGUGACCACGACCUGGUGGGUCUCCUGGAGAGUGGCAUGGUCGAGUUCACUGAGCAACACAUCCAGAGCCUCUCGCUCCAGCUGGUGGAGGCCCUCCACUACUGCCACACCAGGAACUUCCUUCAUCGCGACCUCAAAUGCUCCAACAUCCUCAUCAACAACAAGGGGCAACUAAAGUUGGGAGAUUUUGGGCUAGCAAGAUUCUACCAUGCUGACGAUAAAAGUCGGCUGUACACGAAUAGAGUCAUCACACUGUGGUACAGACCUCCAGAGCUGCUGUUGGGAGAAGAGCACUAUGGUCCUGGAGUGGACAUGUGGUCUUGUGGCUGCAUUCUGGGAGAACUCUUUACCAAGAGACCGCUCUUCCCUGGCUACACCGAGAUUGGACAGCUGGAACUGAUCAGCAAGUCGUGUGGCACUCCCUCGCCUGCUGAUUGGCCCGAAGUCAUCAAACUCCCAAACUUCCAGACUUUCAAGUUCAAAAAGACUUAUCGCAGAAGACUGAAAGAAGAAUUCUCUAGCCAAAUUCCUGAGAGUGCUCUUGAUCUAAUGGAUCGUAUGUUGACCCUUGACCCCUCUCGGAGACUGACAGCUAGCGAGGCGUUAGAGCAUCCUUUUCUGAGUGGAUUUGACAAAGAUUGUGUGGCUCCACCAACGCUGCCACACACUCAGGACUGCCACGAGAUGUGGAGCAGGAAGAGAAGGAAGAAAGAGGCCAAGUCAGGCGGAGCGCAGGGAGGAGGGAAAGAGGGGAGAUCAGGCUCGCAACCUCCGACCCACCCUUCCUCUCCUCGUCUUCCUCUUGCCAACAGACCCACACCAACUGCCGCACGAAAUCAGGCCAAUUCCAGCAUUCCUUCAUCCCCCUCCCUCCCUCCUCCCACUUCCACACCUCCCCCGGGGUCUCACCUGGAGCCACACCCACCUCUUGCCAACCCAAAUCUGAAGCCGGGGCUCACUGUUCCUCCUCCACCGGCCCCCAUUAACCCCGCUGCCAUCUUGGAUUCAAUCAAGUCAUCCCUAAUGCACGAAGCUCCGCCCCCUCCACCUGCUACCAUGGCAACUGGUGGUGCUCCCGUAAAUUCAGUGGGGAGUGUACCUGUUUCCAUGGUGGCGGGGUCGUCGUCGUCGUCGUCAGUUUCAGUUGCCCAGCAACAAUCAGAUCAGCUGCAGCGUGUGAUAGAGGUGCAGCGGACACAGUUGAACCUGUUGUCACAGAUCACCAAGACGUUGGCUGACCAGCAGAGACAGAGUGCUAAUUCAAGGGGGCCCCCUGGUGUAACGAGGCCGGGGGUCCAGACUUUUGACUACGCUAAUAGGAGCAGUGCUGAGCUACAGAGUCUUGCCUUGAAACAACUGGAACAAGAAUACUCCAUUCGGGGUAGGUGGCCUUAGGACCGGGGUAAUUUUACCCCACGCUGUGGGGUACCACGUAAGGCUGUUGGUCAGCCAAGUCACUUGUGUUGGCUAUUGAAUGUGUGUUGAUUGUGAUUGCGUGUUGUGUGCACGCUGUAAUGUAUUAUUGAUGAUUCAUUGGUUCUUGUCC